AUGCGUCGUCCGGGAACGCUGCCCGCGUCGAGCGGUCAUCAUUAUCGCUCCAGUGGAGGAAGCAACGGGGGUGCUGGAGGAGGAGGGGCAAGCGGAGGCGGAAGUGGUGGACCAGGUGGAAUGUCAGUGGAGGAGAGCUCAUCGUCCUUGAACGGUACCACCGGUGAUGAUCGUGGAAACGUCGCCGGAAGCGGUUCUACCGUUCCUGGUGCUUCCGGCAGUGGUAAUAACGGUGGUGGUAGUAGUACUGGCAGCACUGGUAGAUCGCAUUAUUCCAAUCUCUCGUUGCGUCGUACGCCUCAGCCGCCUCAGCUGCCGUCAAGGGGUAACGAUUGCAUCGAUAGGAUGCACAGCGAGUCGAGGAUUCAGAACGGAAUACCCGGACACCAUCCACCCCCACCUCUACCCUCGAGGCACCAAUCCACUUGCUCCCAAUCCUCUUAUCCGACGCUACCCGUUAACGGACACGGAGCUCAUCACUAUCAUCACUAUCCCCGUGAGCGAGACAAGGAUAGAUCCUCGACACGCGAGAGGAAUCGCGAGAGGGAUGGAGGUGGCCUAGGAGGAGGAGUUCGUGCCGACAAACAUCGUGAGGCACAACUCGAGAUGGAACUUCACGAUGGUCUCGAUAUCGCCGGUAUAGGAACCUAUCGAGCGUAA
Polistes dominula (European paper wasp) is the source of this 660-nucleotide messenger RNA. RefSeq lists its product as uncharacterized. The record is from RefSeq and is a predicted model, not a curated record. Lineage: Eukaryota; Metazoa; Arthropoda; Insecta; Hymenoptera; Vespidae.